Molecule: messenger RNA, 1722 nt
Organism: Hydra vulgaris (swiftwater hydra)
Lineage: Eukaryota; Metazoa; Cnidaria; Hydrozoa; Anthoathecata; Hydridae
Product: gamma-aminobutyric acid receptor subunit delta
Biological process (GO): chemical synaptic transmission; nervous system process; regulation of membrane potential
Cellular component (GO): plasma membrane; synapse; neuron projection
Molecular function (GO): transmembrane signaling receptor activity; chloride channel activity; excitatory extracellular ligand-gated monoatomic ion channel activity
Source: RefSeq, a predicted model, not a curated record
AUGCAAAACUGAUUGGUUUUAACAUUCAAGUUGUCGCAUUUGAAAAUAAAAGCAAUACAAAAAGCGAAAGUUAUGCGUUUGUCUGUUUUACUGGAUCAAUAAUCAUUACGUCAUAUUAAGUAUCAUUCCCAUUGUAUCAAAGUGUAAAAAGUAAUUAAUUGAAAACUUUUAUCAAAUUCCAGUAAUAAUUUGUUUAAUAAUUUUUAAUUUAAGUUUUAAUCAUUACACAACGUUAGUAUGAAGAAUUUACGAAGAAUUUACGUAACAAUCGUUUUGAACCAUUUCUUUUUUUUUAAAUCUUAUGGUUUGAAUAUUACCACGGUCAGCAAAAAAUUGUUUAAUGAGCAAUCGACAAUAGAAAAUUCAAAUCUAUUUGAAGAUGAAAGAUAUACUCAACCGGAAGUCGCGCUUCAGUUCGUUAUGAAAAACUACAAUAAAUUAGUCAAGCCAAAAGGUUUAGUCGACGUCGAAUUGGAUAUUCGGGUUUUAUCUUUCGAUAAUUUGGAUGAAAGCUCAAUGAAAUUUAAUGUGGACUUUUACUUUUCACAAUUUUGGUUUGACGAAAGAUUUAAAAUUUUGCUUGACAGCCCAGAAUCAUAUAUAAAUAUUUUAGGAAAAAAGGCAGAAGACCUCUGGUUGCCGGACACUGUAUUAGUUAAUUCUAAAUCUUCUAAUUUUCAUUACGUAACUGUAGAAAACCGAUUUACAACCAUAAAUUUUUCAAGCGGAAUGAUUUUGCAGCAUGCGAGAAUUUCAACGGCAGCAUCUUGUCACAUGGAUUUAAGAAAGUAUCCUUUUGAUGAGCAAAUUUGCUAUAUCGCGAUUGAAAGUUAUGAUCAUGAUGAUAAAGAACUGGCGUAUUACUGGUCAUUAGACGAAAGUUCAAACGAUCAAAAAUUCAACAUAAAAGUUUACGAUAAAGAAAUGGCAAACUUUGAUGUAACAAGCGCACUUAAAAGUUUAGAGAAAACCCCGCACCACGACGAAUCAUUUUCCAGUGCAACCGCAAUGUUUACAUUUCGUCGGCGACGAGAGUACUUUCUUUUUCAAAUUUAUUUACCAUGUGCAUUAAUUGUGGCUAUGACGUGGAUAUCAUUUUGGAUAACAACAAGUGCCAUUCCAGCACGUUGUGGUAUUUCAGUAACUGCACUGCUUACGUUGAUCACCAUGUUAAGCAUUACAAAUGCCAGCAUGCCAAAAGUUGGUUAUAUAAAAGCAUUGGACAUUUAUUUGCUUACGUCACUGAUUUUUGUAUUUAUGACUUUGAUUGAAUACAUAAUUGCUCUUAACUGGUUGAAAAAUAAAGAAAACGUUUCUAAAAAAAGAACUUCUUCCGUCAACUCACAAUUAAACUCGAAUAAAUCUAUACCACUAAAUUUCUUUGGAGAUGCAAAGCAUGUAAGCAACAUUAGUUUAAACGACUCUGUGUUAUUUUACAAUCACUUGAAUAAAAGAAAUUCAUUUCAAAAUGAGAAAAGAGAAGUUAAAUCUGAGAGCUGGAGACUAAAUGAAAACUUAAUGUUCAAAAACCUUAAAUCGUCUACAACAACUAACGGAGUGCAAAACAACGAGACACUAAAAGACUCAGUCUGCUCAAACUUUAAAAUUGAUUGUGUUGCACGCUUGUUGUUUCCAAUUUCUUUUCUCGCUUUUAAUAUAUUAUACUGGUGGUUUUAUUUCAAAGAUUAGUUAAUUAAAGUUUUGAAAAAUAAGUAAAGAUAA